UGCAAUUCAAUACAACCCAUCAUUGAUUUCUUGGAUACCUCGCGGUUGCGCUUUAUUCAUCCCUACGAGUUCUAAUCAACAAAUCUGCGCAACGUAACAAUGUCAGACCGCAAAAAAAGCAAAGACGGCAGCAGAGGAAAACGAGCCGCCGGUCCAGUCAUCACCGAUCCUCGAUUCGCAAAUAUUCAAACAGACCCUCGCUACCGCCUCCCCAGCAAACGACACACCCACGUGAAACUUGAUAAACGAUUCGCGCAUAUCCUGCACGACAAAGAAUUCUCGAGAAAUGCUGCUGUUGAUCGAUACGGCCGAAAAUUAGCGCGCGAUGAUACAAAAAAGCAUCUGGAACGAUUUUAUCGGCUGGGCGACGAUGAGGGAGAGGAAGAAGAUGAUGGAGAAGACGAUAACGUCAGCGUCGAUGACGACGAGGAGGUCUUGAAAGAAUUGAAGAAAGCUGAUACCAAGGCGGCGGGGUAUGAUCCAGCGCGCGAUGGGGGCUUCUCAGAGUCGUCGUCUUCGGAGGAUGAGUCGAGCGAGGAUGAAGAUGAGGAAGAAGAAACAGACGAAGACGCUCUGGGGGGCGAGGAGUUAGAUUUCCCCGACAAGCAGCGGGAGGAUGUGCCUGUUGGGGAGGUGACGAAUCGCAUUGCCGUGGUCAAUCUGGACUGGGAUAACAUUCGGGCAGAAGACUUGAUGGCUGUAUUCUCGAGCUUCACGCCAACCGGCGGGAAAGUCACGAAGGUUGCUGUUUAUCCGAGUGAGUUUGGAAAGGAGCGGAUGGAGAGGGAGGAGACGGAGGGGCCUCCGAGGGAGAUUUUUGCUACGCAAGACGAGGUUAACGAUGACGAGGAGGAAGAUGAGGACGAAGAGCUUGAUUCUGAAGAGGAGGAGGAGAAGAUCAAGAAUUCGAUCUUGAAGGAGGAUCAGGGCGAGGAGUUCAACACCACGCAACUCCGGAAAUAUCAGUUGGAGCGACUACGCUACUAUUAUGCUAUCCUGACAUUCUCGUCGAAGGAGGUCGCGAAGCAUGUCUACGAUAACGUUGAUGGCGCGGAGUAUCUGUCGAGUGCAAACUUCUUUGACCUCCGAUUCGUGCCUGAUGACACAGACUUUUCAGAUGACCAGCCGCGAGACGAGUGUGAGCGGAUUCCGGAUGGAUACCAGCCGAACGAAUUUGUCACAGACGCUCUUCAACACAGCAAGGUCAAGCUAACUUGGGAUGCGGACGAUAAAUCGCGCAAGGAAGCACAGGCUCGGGCGUUCCGAGGCAGUCGAAAGGACAUUGAUGAGAACGACCUGAAGGCUUAUCUUGCUAGUGACAGCUCUGAUGAUGAAGAGGAGGGGGGGGUUGACAUUAUUGACGGCAUAAAGGGUGAAGGUUCCAAAACGUCCCAGAAGGAGGAAGAAAGAAAACGCAUGCGAGCGCUUCUCGGUUUGAGUGAGGAGCCGGCUUCAGCCUCUAAGUCCGAUGGCCCUGUUGGUGAAAUGGAAGUUACAUUUACGUCUGGUUUGGCAGGUGAACCUGAUCGCGACACAGUUUUCGAGAACGAGCCGGAAGAGACUACCAUCGAGAAAUAUUUGCGUAAAGAGCGCGAAAGGAAGAAGCGCCGAAAGGAAAAGAUCAAGGGUAACAAAGGCGAUGAUGCCGCUGAUGAUGACAACAAGGACGCUGCUGGUGAAGAGAAACAGCAAGAAGACGAGGACCUGGGCUUCAACGAUCCAUUUUUCCUUGAUCCUUCUGAUAAGGCGGCUACUGCUGCUCGUCGGAAGGAAGAAAAACGCAGGAAGCGGACGGAGCGCGCUGCAGAGGAGGCUGCCGCCGCAGCCAAACGGGCCGAACUAGAAUUGUUGAUGAUGGAUGACGACGAUGCCAAGUCUGGAAUGCGGCACUUUGAUAUGAACGAGAUUGUCAAGGCUGAGAAGCAGGCUCGCAAGAAGAAGGGCAAGGGCAAGCAAAAGGGAGAGGCAGCUCCAGUUCCCGACAACUUCGAAAUGGACGUCGGUGAUCCACGAUUCUCGCGUCUUUUCCAAAACCACGAAUUUGCAAUCGAUCCUACCAACCCUCGGUUCAAGCCGACGUCAGGUAUGAAGGCCCUACUCGAGGAGGGUCGUAAACGACGUCGUGACCGCGAUGAGGGUGGAGACGAGGAGGACGAGAGCCGGAAUGGGAAGAAGCAGAAGCAGCGGUCUAAGAAGAGCGCUUCUGCUGAAGAUGGCACGGAUGAUCUUAAGAAAUUAGUGGAAAAGGUGAAACGGAAGACGAAAGCUUGAUUGACCUGCUUGUUGUGCUUGUAUGGGAUCACUACUCUCUAUGGCGCGUCAAAGGCGGCUAUGGAAUUUGGGCAUAUACCAUUCGAAUGACUCGUUUUACUACCGUUACUUGCUGUUUUUAGAACUAUGCUUGCCUACUGUAGA
Messenger RNA from Aspergillus nidulans FGSC A4, 2415 nucleotides. Its product is annotated as pre-rRNA-processing protein ESF1. Gene Ontology annotation, molecular function: RNA binding. Bases 100 to 2271 code for a protein of 723 amino acids. Gene Ontology annotation, biological process: rRNA processing. The transcript is spliced from 2 exons. Lineage: Eukaryota; Fungi; Ascomycota; Eurotiomycetes; Eurotiales; Aspergillaceae. The record is from RefSeq and is a predicted model, not a curated record. Gene Ontology annotation, cellular component: nucleus; nucleolus.